Messenger RNA from Silurus meridionalis, 4912 nucleotides. It is a transcript of the gene pank1b, whose product is annotated as pantothenate kinase 1b. The transcript has 7 exons. Gene Ontology annotation, biological process: coenzyme A biosynthetic process. Gene Ontology annotation, cellular component: nucleus; cytosol. NCBI's taxonomy places the organism in Eukaryota, Metazoa, Chordata, Actinopteri, Siluriformes, Siluridae. Gene Ontology annotation, molecular function: ATP binding; pantothenate kinase activity. The coding region runs from base 311 to 1696 and encodes 461 amino acids. The record is from RefSeq and is a predicted model, not a curated record.
GUGACGUUUCACUCGGCACGUGACGUCACCAACCGGCUCUUUGACUCGGAAGCUGCAGUGCUCGAACGCAACGCGUGAGGAAGAGAAGAAAUGACCGACGGCGACCUCAAAUUCACGUCCUAGAAACGGAAAGGAAAGGCCGUUUUCCGUCUUCUGAGUCACGGCCCCACCGAGUCAAAUCCUCCACUCGCUUUUGACAAGCCAAAGGCUUUCAUUACGGUUCACCUCUUUCCGCGCCGUCGAAGGUCCACGGCUUUUUAAAUUUUAUUUCAGGUCUUCCAGCGUUCAAGGGUCGCUUCUUGCUCCCAGUAUGGAGAAUGCGCAGACACCCGAGCAGAACGGGGCACCUACACACUACACCAACGGUCUGCUGAACGGCUUUCACUCGAGCCAGGCGAGUCCGAGCGGAGGUGCUGUUAGUGUCGGUAUCGGAGAAGGUGGAGGAAGCGAUGAUUGUGGCCCGAACUGUAGCGGUGGCCAUAAUGGUUUUGAAAAUUUCCACCAUCUUCUUCACCAUCAGGAUGUCGCGCACAACAACGGCUCUCCUGCCAAACGCUGCCGUCUCCGCAGGAGGAUGGACUCGGGGAGAAAACACCGACCCCCUUUCCCAUGGUUUGGCAUGGAUAUUGGAGGCACCCUGGUGAAGCUGGUCUACUUCGAACCGAAGGACAUAACAGCCGAAGAGGAGCAAGAGGAAGUGGAGAGCCUAAAGAGCAUCCGGCGAUACCUAACCUCGAACGUAGCCUAUGGCAACGCGGGCAUCCGUGAUGUGCACCUGGAGCUAAAGAACCUGAUCAUGUGUGGCCGCAAAGGCAACCUGCACUUCAUCCGCUUUCCCACACACGACAUGCAUAGUUUCAUCCAGAUGGGUCGUGACAAGAACUUUUCAAGCCUACACACCACGCUUUGUGCUACCGGUGGAGGAGCAUACAAGUUUGAGGAGGAUUUCAGGACGGUGGCGAAUCUGGAGCUGCAGAAGCUGGACGAGUUGGACUGUCUGAUCCAGGGCCUGCUCUACGUCGACUCGGUCGGCUUUAAUGGCCACUCAGAGUGCUACUUUUUCCAAAACCCUUCUGAUCCUGAAAACUGUGUCAAGCAGCCAUGUAGCCUUGACAAUCCCUUUCCCAUGUUGCUGGUAAACAUUGGCUCAGGGGUCAGCAUCCUGGCAGUUUACUCCAAAGACAAUUACAAACGGGUCACAGGCACCAGUUUGGGAGGUGGAACAUUUCUAGGCUUGUGCUGCCUGCUAACUGGCUGCGAGACGUUCGAGGAAGCUUUAGAAAUGGCGACAAAAGGGGAUAGUACAAACGUUGACAAGCUGGUAAAGGACAUUUACGGUGGUGAUUACGAGCGCUUUGGUCUUCAAGGCUCUGCUGUGGCAUCCAGUUUUGGCCAUAUGAUGAGUAAAGAGAGGCGUGAUAGCAUCAGCAAAGAAGACUUAGCCAGAGCUACUCUCGUCACCAUAACAAACAACAUCGGUUCCAUUGCCCGCAUGUGUGCUGUGAAUGAGAAAAUUGAAAGGGUUGUAUUUGUUGGGAAUUUCCUGCGAAUCAACACAGUUUCUACAAAGCUGCUAGCUUACGCCAUGGACUUUUGGUCAAAAGGACAGUUGAAAGCCUUGUUUUUGGAACAUGAAGGGUAUUUUGGGGCUGUUGGUGCCUUCUUGGAGCUACUAAAGAUGACUGAUGACCUCUGAGGCAUUGAAUCUUGAACAUUCUAACCAGAAGCUGCUGUGAGAUGUCAAAGAAAGCCUAUUUCUGAUACUUGGAAAAGCCAAGUCAGCUAUCUAAGAUUAUGCCUUUAUACUUCCCUGUUUGAAAGCAUAAUGCAAGCCUGAUCUAGAUACCUGUAUUGGAUUUGAAGAGUAUUGUGUAUAUUUGCCACUAAGGAACGGUACCGUCUGCUGUAAGAUGAAAACAAUAAGAUGGUUCUCGAUAGACAAUGCCCCAUAAGCUAAAAUCUGAUGAUUGUUAGACUGGUUUUGCGCACUUCAGCUAAAUCUUUGUUGUGUUGUAUGUUUUAAAUAUCUGGCGUAGAACAUGACUUAAUAUAAGAAAUAGAUUCAAAGUAAUCUACAGCUUUUUCCCCUCCUAGUUGCCCUAAGUCAUGGUACCAUUGUAUUAUAGUCUUCUUUGCCUUGUUCUCAAUUCUUCAGUGUGAUUUUGGGUAAAUCUUUCGUUUUAACGGUCCAAUAAGUACGAUUUUACCAUGAUCACAUAAUGGUAGAUUAUGUAAAAGGUUAUUACAUAAUGUGGAUAUCACUGAAUUGUUAUGAGGAUGGAUUUUAGUCCGUAGUAACAAGAAGUGGUUUAUGUUCUGGGCAUUUCACUCCCUUUUUCUCUUUAUACCGGCCACACUGGAGUUACCACCAGUUCACAUGUUGCAAAACAGAAAAACAAGGACAUGUGAGCAACCAUAAUUAAUAGCUAGUCAGUAAUAUGCAAUGUACAAAGCUGAUAAUUCCCUGAUUAAGAUGUGAGCAUUACUAUGCACACCUCAGUAAACACUAAACACUGUGGUCCAUUAUGAGUCUACACAGGAGCUCUAGGCCUGAUUGCCAAAGCAAAAACUAUAUUAAUUAUUGGACUUUCAUAUUUGUGUUUAAAAAUUUGUACAGUUUAAAUCGGUUCAGAAUCCCCAUAGGGCUUCAUAGCAGUAUUAGCCAAAUCAAAUGUGUAGGCCUAUGUCAUUUUUGAGAUUUCUUAACCUGAAAAUUUAGAUAACACAUUUUGGGACCAAGAUUUUUAGUGUUCACUAAUCAUCAGCUUUUUUUUAUUAUUAUUAUUAUUUGUUAAAUGAGUAGAGCACUGAUUCAUUCAACUGUAACAGUAUGCUGUAGUUUUAUCCCCUGGUCUGAAUAAUGAACCGAUCGCAGAAUGACUACUCCACUCACUUGACCAUAAUUCUUUUUACCCUUGAGGUGUACUUACACUGUAUUUGAUGUACGAGAUUUUUUUGUUUGUUUGUUUCUAUUUAAACCAUAUUUUUGCAAAUUGAAUCUGUUUAGUGCUAGUCAUAUUUGUGGCAUUAUAUGAUGGUAUGAUAGUUUCACUUAAAAUGCCAGAUCGAGCCUCUAAAAAUGUCUCCUGCCUUUUUCCCCGCCUUGCAAACUAAUGCCUUCAUCGACCGCUCCGUACAUUUCUCAUCGACAUUCAGUAUCAUUCUUUUAAAGAAGCCCAGCAUAAUGUACCUUUAACAUGAACAUGCACCUUUGAAUAGCCUUCGCCAAAGCUCCAUCCAGCAGAGAGUAAUGCUCAGUUUGGCUGAAUGCUGACUGAAAUCCUCCAGAAUGUGAAACAUAUAUAACAUGUUUAUAUGACAAUUGUUGAAGGAGAUUUCUUGUUGUUUGGUGGGAUUGGAGCUGAAGCUGUUUGAGCAGAAAUAGAACUGGUAUGCUCUUGGGUUGGGACCUUGUUGAAAAGAUAGUUCAUGAAAAUCUAGAUUUUCUGGAAAAUCCAGUCACUGUCAAGGGUUUAUAAAUGCAAAAUCUUCUGAUGGGAUGGUUCUUUUCUCUUGUAUUUUUAUUUGCAAAGAAUUUGGCAAGUGUUUAGUGUAUGCAGAAUAUCAUCAAUGCCAUUCUGCUGUCCAAAUUUAUAGUAUUUAUGGCAAAUAUAUACAGAGUGUUAAGCUAAGCAUGGUAAAUGAAGUUAAACACUUAAUAUUUUCGUCACCAUAAAUCACCAGCUGUCAACAGCCCAUGCAUACAUUUUACAUCUAUUUAUAAUGCCUCAUACUCAGUAGCUUAUUUGUAGUUAAAGGCACAUGUACAUUUUAAGCAAACAUUGCAAAUGCCAAUGGGAACCGAGCGUUUCCUUUUAUCGUGAAGAGAUUUGAACACGUGAUGCUGGAGUUCAUUCAGUUUUUCUUUUACACAUUUUUCAACUUCAUCCACCCAUUACCUCUCUUCUUAGCCCUCAGAAUUGCCUUAUGCUGUUGGUCGCCAUUUUGACCUUUGAGAAUCUGUGUAUGCACGAUGGCAAUCCAACACUACACUUUUCCAUUUCAAUCAAGUGUUACGGGGUGCCUUUUACUAACCGAGACCAGAUUUAUAUCUGUGCAUUUUCCUUCUUCACCGUUGUACAAUGUCAUUGUAAAUUGUUAAUGUUCAGUUGGUCUGUUCAUGUUGUUGUUGUUGUUGUUGUUUUUUUGUUUUGUUUUUUUAAUUCAGUAAAUUAAAUCCAUAUGUUAGUACACACUGUUCUAAGCUCUGAGGCACUGCAAAAACUGAAACUACACCCAAGAAGAAUGAUAUGUAUACAAAGCAGUGUAAGACAAGUUGAGGCACUACGGUCUCUCCCAUUAAUGUUGAAUAUGUGCUUUGUAACAGGCUUUGUCUGUCAGCGUAAUGCAUGAAAAUUAGGGCUUAGCAUAUUCUCCUCCAGCAUGUUUUGUUUCUUUUGUUUUUUUUUUAUUUUUGUUAACACCAGCCUGUUUAAUCAUACUUAUUGCAUUAUCAAAAGGAGUUUAAAACCUUAAAAGAGUUGACGUGACUGAGUAAUAAAAUCCUUUCAGAAUCUGGUCAUAUCUAUAGUAAUGGUAAUAGACCACUUUUUAUUUUCUUUCAGUAAUGAGUAUGACAUGCCUGAAUGUGUACUACAGUAUGCCUGGUCUCGGCUGUAUGGCACAUACCUUGUCUGUAAAAAGGCAGUAUAUUACCGUGUGUGUAAUGUUGCCCUUCAGUGUUGUCACUCUGAUCUGGCAGUGUGUGUGGACUGUGUUUACAUGUUCUAGAGGGGGCCAGGACUUAUUUAUGCCCCAUGUGGAAUGAACAGCUAAUUCCAACCUAUUCUCAAAAGAAUUCAUGUUCUCACAAAUCUCUUUUGAUAUUGUUUUCCCUAUUUGUUCUGAAAACUUUUUCUUGUCAACAAACCUUGUGAAUACUUAUUAAAUGUGAUUAAUGCGUGAAAAGUUA